UAGAAGCAGACGCUGAUCGGAAGUGAAACAUAGGGAAAUAAGGUAGCUAUUGAUGCUUUGAUCGACACAGCGGACGGACGGACGGGUGCUUCCGUGCUAUAUGGACAGCGAUUCCAUACAUAGUACAGGCGACGACGAUCAGCUUUUCCAAAUCUGGAAACGAACUGCUCGGCCCGUCGUUAUCGCAACAGCAAUAACUAUAUAGCCUCAUAGCUUGCAAUUUGUAAGGUGACGAUUGUAAAUGGCUGCAGAGAGUGCUUCGUAUAAAUGAGACGGGCGUCCCCGCACCCGGUAAUAUCCAGUUGCUACUGGCAAACUGGCAAAAAUGUUGUGAGGCCGGCAGUUUGGGUACUCGUCCAAGAUGCUGGGUAUAUAAUGGAGCGGGUUGCUGAGAGAGAGCACUGGUGGUUUCGCUUGAAACACAGCCCGGGGUGAAGCCUUCCCAUCUUUGUUCCUCAACACCGUGUAAAGUGAAUGAAUCACCGGUAUGAUGAAACACUUGCUCACUACCCUCCUCUUCGUCACCCCCUUGGCCCUCGGGGCUCCCACGGCUCGCGCAGCCACCUGCGAUCGCGACUUCCUCAAAGCCCAAGCUGCCUCCUACGUCGCCGCCCAAAAGGCUGGAACCCCCUCUCUCCUGACCAACUCCUCCUCCUCCUCCGGAUCAACCAUCAGCUACACCCAAAACUUCAAGACCGCCACCCUCACCACCGGCAUUUUGUCCACCCCCUUACGCAUCGACCACAACCGCAGCAUCUACGACACCACCCAAUGCGCCACCUACACCGAACUCAUCAGCACCGAACCCAACAAACAACACGUCAUCGGCACCCAACUCCGCUUCUCUCCCGAGACCUUGACCCUCUCCAAGAUCGAAACCAUCGUCACCUCCAAAGGCGACUGGCUCUUUGACCCAUCUGCCACACUCAUGUACUCCUUCCAAGAAUCCUCUCAAGGGCUGUGGGACGACAUCCCCCUCGCCAAGCGAGACACGCGCGCGGUAAUCCAAGCGGCCGGCGACGCGUACCUGGAUUUGUUCAACAACAAGAGCGUCAAAGUGCCGUGGGGAACACCGUGUGCACGACUAGAAGGCGGGACUUAUAUCCAGCCUAGUUGCAAUGUGGGCGUGCCGAGCGGGAUCAGGAAUGUGAAUAGACGGUAUGUGGUGGAUGAGGUGGUGGGCACGGUGGAUGUGUUUUUUGAUUUUGCGGGGGCGGAGCCGGAUAGUCAUGAGUUUAGGGUGGAGGGGGGGAGGUUGAGGUUGGUGCAUACUAUGACUGUUAUGAAGUAGGGGGUUGUUGGUGGUGACUUUGGUGUUUGGUGUAAUUAGAGAGAGAGAGAGGCUCUUGGAAAGGGGUGGUUGGCAGGACAGUGGAGGAGGGAAAGUUGACUUGGACCGUCAGGGCAGGAAAUCGGACGAAAUCAAUAACUGGGUGUAACCUGGCAAAGCCCGAGAUAGCGAUUCACGAAUGAUCAGAAAAAAUUGUGGUGAUCGGAGAGGAUUUGAACCUGGUAGGUGUGUUGUCGCAUUGUUGGCUGGCGCACGGU
Molecule: messenger RNA, 1548 nt
Organism: Neurospora crassa OR74A
Lineage: Eukaryota; Fungi; Ascomycota; Sordariomycetes; Sordariales; Sordariaceae
Exons: 1
Coding region: 488-1291 (267 amino acids)
Source: RefSeq, a predicted model, not a curated record